AUGGCCGCGGCCCGCGCUCCCGGAGCCGGCUCACCUAGCGCAGCGGGACGGGUUCGGCGGGGUGCGGCGCAUCGCCCCCGCCGCCACCGCCGCCGCCUGCUGGCCCUCUCCCCCCGGGCCUCGCCGCUCCGGCCGCCCGCCGGCCCACGAGCCCGGCGAGCCCGACCGAGGCGCACCGCAAGCACAAACUUUGUGCGAGCGCGCCCCCUCUGCCUCGCGCGCGCGCUCACACCCGCCCGGCAACCACCUGACACGCUGAUGCUGGCGGCUGCAGGAAACGUGCAGCGCCCCGCCGCGCUUCCCCGAAAUCUGCCGCUUCCCCGAAACCUGCCCCUUCCCGCGGGCGCCCGGACCCUGCGCCUCGCGCGGUUCUCUCACCCCGACCCGCCGUCCACCUCUCUCGGCCAAAGGGUUGAGUCUCAGGGGAUAGUUGGGACGGGAGCGGGCUCCCGGCCACCCCGCCCGCGCCUUUCCAGGCACCCGUGCCCGACGACCUCCACCUGAGCCCGGGAAACGGGCUGCGCCUAGCGGCUCCCAAGGGACCUCUUUUCUCGCAGCCAACCCGCGGCCUCCACCCCAUUGCCUGCGGCCGCUGCUCCACACAUUGCAGUGCAGACGCCUUGUGGCCUUGCGGGCCUCUCCUGUAUGUAUCAGAGCGCGGAGUCCGGCCUGGGAAAGGGGCAGAAAGACAGUUGUGAAGUUGCCUUAACCUGCGCAUUGGGGUCUCUAGGUAGCGGUUCUCAGGACUGGGCCGCAGACGUGUGCCCUGCGCCCUGUACGAGGGCUGCCCGUGUGGAGGUGCGCUCCGCAGGCGUGAACCGUAUGGGGCCCAGACGCUGCCGCCUGGCGUCGGUGGAUGUGGGAGACGUGGGGACAGCUUUCCUACAACGUCAGUGCGCGCAGAAGACCUGGCCAAGACGAGCGGCCCACCCGCUGCUUGUCCAAAUGGUAGUGCUGAUAAUUUCAGUAGCUAAUGAUUGAGUGCAGUUGUGCUAAGUGCUUUCUAUACAUUACCUCAUUUAAUCCACCCUCCCUGAUACAAAGAGAUCGCUGUCGUAAAGAUGAGAAAAUGAAGGUUUAGAGAAUAAAAUGCCUCAGAUCCUACAACUAAUAAACAGCAGACAGAGCUCUGACUUGGACUGAGGUCUGUCUGACUCCUUGUAAUCACUGCUGCACCGCCCUAAUAACACACUCAUUAUCACGGCCACAGACCAUCACUCCAGCCACAGUCAUAGCUGUCUUCCCUGCCGCAAUGUUCUGGACCUGAAAGCCUUCCUCUAUUUCAUUUAUAUAUUUCCUUAUAUUUGUAUGCUACCUUGUCCUUAAAACAGAAUUCAAGAUAGCUUACAAGAGCAUAUAACCUACAAAAAGAAGUGUGAAAUGAAAAAUGAGGCACAGAAGAUGGAGCCAAAAAUGAACAUCAUUCAAAAUAAAUGCAUCUCCUAGGGUCCAAUACCCUUGCUACAAGUGGUACCAAAAUUUGUCUCCUGCAUUUCUAGCAGUCAAGUUUAAAGAGAGGCCUGGUCUAAAAUUCAAUUCCUAUCACAUGCAAGACCAAAAACAAAACUGCUCAAAAGAUCUCCCUUUCUUGAUACUGAGACCAACAAGAAAUUUCUCCAGAGAAUCCUUAUGAAUACUGGGUGAUAUAAACAGCCAAGUCCUCAGCUGCAGCUGCAGAAGAGAGGACCCGAGGGAUCUAAGGCUUAAGAGAAGCAGCCUAACAUGUCCUAGGUCACAGAGCUGGUCAGUGGGAGGGGAGAGAUUCAAACUAGAAUCUCAUGGACUCCCAUCCGUUACACACGGAAAUUUUGCCUGGAGAGCCGGCCCCGGCUGUUACUGGAGCAGUGGUGAGUUAUGGCCCCAUAGGGCUGCAGGGCCAUUCUGAGGCCAUGUAACCCACUUUCUUCUCCUUAGGCAGCACAUCCCCAGCCAUUCCACCAAAAUGUUGUUGCUCCUAUCUGAAAACAGUUGUAGGAAGUUAUUCCACUGCCAAGCCUGGCGAGUCUGUAGGGGUUUUAUGACCCUUGGACACGGGGUUUAGCCUAACGAUUCUGAGUAUUCCUGUCUGAAAACCAUCCAUCUGCUGAAACCCGAACUAAUGUUAUUUUCUGUUUAGCUUCCUACGGGUAGGAAAUGAAUCCAGAGAAGUUGCCACUUGAAACUGGAGUGUACAUAUGGUGCUAGUCUUAGGACGACUGUGGAUCCAAAGAAAGUUUUUAUUAUCAGUCUCAUUAUAAUAUUUAUUUUCCCUAUUAUAUGAAUUGUAAAGUAAAAAGCAGCAAUGACUUGGGUUUGGUCCUUGUUUUAGUGGUCUUGUUACUCUAAGUGUGCGUCAAGGAUCAGCAGCAUCUGCAUCACCUGGGAGCUUGUUAUCAGUGCAGAACCUCAGGUCCCA
Cebus imitator (Panamanian white-faced capuchin) is the source of this 2395-nucleotide messenger RNA. Its product is annotated as translation initiation factor IF-2-like. The transcript has 2 exons. The coding region runs from base 1 to 504 and encodes 167 amino acids. Lineage: Eukaryota; Metazoa; Chordata; Mammalia; Primates; Cebidae. The record is from RefSeq and is a predicted model, not a curated record.